AUGUUCAUUAGAUCUUUUCUUUCAAAAACAAAUUCGAAUGGUCAAUUAAUUAUUUCAAUUCGAACAUUUAAACGUUUUGGUGAAUAUGUUAAAAGUUAUGGUCAUGAACCCAAAUAUUAUCAAGGAGGUUAUCUUCCACGAACAGCUCAUUUAAAAGAUCCACCUAAUUAUUUACCACCAUUUAUUGAUCCACAUGAAUGGACUUUAGAAGCAGCUACUUUUGGACAGAAUGAUUAUAUUGAUAUUCUCGGUGAUGAAAAUGUUGAACAUUGGCAAUUAGUUCGUAAUGCUCCAUUUUGGUUACGUGGUUUUCAAGGUAAUGAAUUACAACAUUUAUUACGUCGAUUAAAAUUUCAAGGUAAAUAUUUGGAAGAAAAUCAACCACAACGUUAUUCAGAUUUAAUAACACGUAUACGUUAUCUUAUGUUUAAAAUUAAUUUUAAACAUUAUAAACGUCCAUGGCUUAUACGUCCAACUGUUGGUCCAAAUGAACCUCUACCAGACUAUUAUGAUCCACGUUCUAGUUAA
Molecule: messenger RNA, 528 nt
Organism: Rotaria sordida
Lineage: Eukaryota; Metazoa; Rotifera; Eurotatoria; Philodinida; Philodinidae
Source: the annotation of a GenBank genome assembly